GGGGGCGCGCAACGCAUGGGCGUCCUACAUAGCUCCCAGAAGGGGCAACGCGUCCUUUGAAAUGUCGGCCUCCCGGGUGGCUCCCCGGCACCAUGGCGCAGGCUGUUGUGCGGGCGUUCCCUCGGGGCGCGUGCGGAUAGAGGGCGCGUGGUGUUGCCCCCUGCCCGAGUGGAUCGAGUACGGCCUGGCUCACGCGAUGCCCCCCGACCUCAUCAGCAAGAUUUUCGCGAACCGCAAGCUGCCGAUCGUCAUUUACAGCGAGGUGGCCACGCCGUUUUCCCGCUGCCGGGCCCUGUGCCGCUGGCUGCUCCGCGCCGGGCACAAGUCGCUGAAGGCGGACCGCCUGCGCCGGCUCCGGGGCGGCAUGUUCGGCUGGAGGCACAAGAACGGCCCCGUGUCGCGGCCCCUGAAGGGCGACGCGGCGCAAACGUUCGCCGCGGACAACGGCCGCAGCGGCCGAGCCAUACCCGAGGGCCCUUGGGCGGUUGCUGCCGGCGCGGCUGCCGACUGAUAAGAGAAAGGGGGCGCCCGUCGCGGUGCGUUGCGGAGAACCGUG
Prorocentrum cordatum is the source of this 556-nucleotide messenger RNA. Lineage: Eukaryota; Dinophyceae; Prorocentrales; Prorocentraceae. The record is from the annotation of a GenBank genome assembly.